Cygnus olor (mute swan) is the source of this 2797-nucleotide messenger RNA. RefSeq names its product secondary ossification center associated regulator of chondrocyte maturation (gene SNORC). Gene Ontology annotation, cellular component: cell periphery. The transcript has 3 exons. NCBI's taxonomy places the organism in Eukaryota, Metazoa, Chordata, Aves, Anseriformes, Anatidae. Bases 2376 to 2768 code for a protein of 130 amino acids. The record is from RefSeq and is a predicted model, not a curated record. Gene Ontology annotation, biological process: cartilage development.
CGGAACAACAACUGCUGCUUUAUUUCUUCCCUAGUGAGGAAUACCGGUGGGUUUUUUCUACUUGAUAAUUUUAGAGUUCAAAUAAACACCAGUAAGUCAAGAUUGGAAAAUUUUGACAAGGAAGCUUUAACUUUUUGCCCCCCUCCUCUCUGCAUACAGAAACACGUGCAUUCACACUCAUGUUGUUUAUGCAGGAGAGAUGAAGCCCUGUCUGGUUUUCUGUUACUACAAACACUUGGUCAUGGAGCCCUUUUUUUGCCAGGUGGUACCACCCCGCACACUCCAAUUCCCUUCUCUAAAUGGGAGGUUUUAUUUUCCCCCCCCCCGGCUUCAAGUCCACAUGGACACCUCGCAUGCUUCUCUUUUUAGACAAAAUCUUACUUUCCUCUUUUUUUCUACUUGCCUCUUGUUUUUGUGUGGAAAAUCCCAGUAAAGGCUAAUGAUGAAUGUUAUUCUGUCAUUCACAUGACCACUAGAAAUACCAAGUCAGCGAAGAACUUAUAUUAGUUUUGCAUUAUGUUCAGCUGUUGUCCUGGAGAGAACAGUACAUGCUUUGGCUGAUCAUUUGACUUUGUUUUAAAAUUUUCACUUACUUUGGUGUAUAAGGUUUCUGGUUCAUAAGUACCUUGUUUUUUAAUGGUAUGAUCUAAUUUCUACAAGCUAAUUUUGGACUACAAGAAAAAGCCUGUUAAUUUCCAGCUCAGUUGGGGAGUUUGAAAGGAACAAUUCACUGAUUGCUAAAUGAAAAUGCAGAAAUGCAGGCGGGGAGAAUGUGCAGUGAUCUGUGAAAUCCUGAGGAUCUUGCUCUGCUUCUGAGAGCUUGUAGAUAAUGGACCUGUGGGGAAGAGAUCGUGUUCUCGUGUAUUUUAAUAUUCUGACUUCUGUUUUUGUACAAAGGUAAGAUGCUGUUCUGUUCAGACUGUACACUAAGGUCACUGCCCUUUCACCUCUGUGACUAAAAGAGGGCCUAUUGCAGUAGUAAAGGUCUCUUGCAUUGGUAGGGAUGGGAAAAAUAGGAGCUACAACUUUGCAUCUGCACCUGAUGAUGCAUCUUUAUGCACGUCAGUCUCCUUUCAGACAGGACACGAACCUGGAUAGCUAGUAGGGCUGUGGUCCAAGUUUGAAAGAUGUUGAGUUUGAUGCUAGACAUCUGAGGUUUCUUUUGAGUGUUAUUUCACCAGAUUAUUUCCAAACAUCUCAUUUCGCUGCAGAGACGGUUUUCAGUCUCUGCUUUUCCUGCUUCCCCUCACAGCAAAGUGCUUUUGCAGAGAACUGCACCAAGUAGAAUCAUCUAAAAGGACAGCUGAACUGGAUCUGGCUGCCUGUCAGAGAGUGCCAAAAUCAGAGAUCAUUUACCAGAAAACUCUGGAUCUGAGAUAUAAGAUAAAACUAUUUGUAUCAUGUUUUCAGAACAUAAAGAACUGACAUUGGGGAUGUUUAUGUAGUUGAAUUACAUCUCCCAAGCAGAAGCUAUGAAAUAUUUCAUCCUCAUACGAAUUUUAAAAGCAAACAAAAAAAACACUACUAAUGCAAUUAUUCUGUCCUCUGAUAAGCCGAAGUGUGCCUCUGUUUGUUCACUUCAGCUGUUCCCAAGUCUCUGUCAGUGCAAAUGUGACUGAAAACUAACCUCAGUUUUCUCUGCUGAGAAUUUCUCAUGAAUCCAUGUGAAGGAGAUGGACAGCAUGGCAGGAGGCUGCGGGAAGAGGCAGUAUCUAUUCAGUUCAAACCUGAGGAGGAGGCAGGUAUGGUUUGACAAAGUAGAUUCCCCUGGAAGACGGUUACCAGGUUUUAAGGGGGUACUUCUGUCAGGGCAGACCACACACAGCUCCUAGUCCACCUCGAAGCACUGCGGCCAGAAAACAAGGGUGCCACGGAGCUGCUCUGGCUCUGUUUCAGAGUAUUUUAACCUUAAAAGAGUGAGGCCCUUGUUCUUUUGCCGUGCCCACCAUGGAAGGACCACCGCCACCCCGAAGGCAGAGGCGAGCAGAGCCCUCGAGCCUGAUGCUGGGGCUUGCUGCCCCCACCAAGCCGGCGCUGUUUGCUGUGCUGCGGGAUGGGGUGGCUGCGGGGACGGGUACUCCAGGAAGGGCUCACCAACAACUGCUCGUGUGUGCACUGGCCUGGCAGGGUGACGGAUGCCUAACGGCUUGGCUGCCUAUGGGGUUUUAGGCAUAAAUUUCAGAGGGUGGAGCUGCCUUCAGGAGGAGGUGUGCUCGAGAAGUCAGUUGAGAGCGAGUCUCUGCUGGGCUUUGCACUCUCUCUACCCACUUGCUCUUGUGAAGGAUUUUUUUUUUUUUUUGCCCUGACUAGACAAAGUUUUUAUACCAGUGAAAUUUCGAAGUUGUUUCGUACUUUGAAGAGUUUAAGAAUUCCUGAUGAUGCUUUUCCUGAGGGAAGCCAUGCCCUACCACAGAGUCCUUCACCUGGUCCUGCUAACGCUGUGUAGCAUCCUGCUCCCUGCUGUGCUGGCAGCAGAGUACCCGCAGGGCCCGGUCCCCACACUGUGGAAUGAGCCACCCGAGCUGCCCUCCGGAGCCGGCCCCUUCGACGCCGCCACCACCACAGCCCGGCUCUCAGAUGCCACCGCCUUCCCCCCGUACACCUCUGAGCUGGAGCCCGAGGACACCACCCACCUGCACCGCCUCGACACCGGGGACGGCUCGCUGGGGCCCGGAGCUAUUGGUGCCAUUGUCAUCGCCUCCCUCCUGGGUACAUCUGUGCUUGUGGCCUUGGUCGUCAUCACGCUGAGAAAGUUCUCUGCCUCCUGAACUCAAUAAAAGAUGUUUCUGUAACACAA